CCGACAGGUGGCGGCGAUGCGCCAUUACACUCCUAACCGCCGGGAACCCGAAGAACAAGAAAGGAGUUCUAUUUUGAAACUCGAGGAAGCUAAUAUUUACAUCUGAGCGGUGACUUUAUUUAACUCUAAAACAGACCGAAAAUAAAGGAAAACACGUGAGGAACAUGGAGGGAGCUUCUACUAAAGGUAUUCUGAGUCACCUGAGUCUGCUGGAGGUUCAGGUGAGGAGUCGGACAACUCAGCGACAGCAACCGAGUCGAGUGAAGGAGCUUCAGGAGAAGACUGCUGCUCUGAGGAGACAGAAAGAGCAGCUCGAAGCAGAGAUACAGACACACAGGGAUCUCCAGACUCUGAGGGCGUCUCUGGACAAACGGCAUGAUGACGAUGAAGAAGAUGAGGAAGAAAUGGAGGAAGACUCUGAGAACUCAGAUGUUUUGCGACUGAUGGCUCGGCACACUCAGAAAGACCUUCUGAACGCUCACACCAUCGGUGGGUACGACUUCACAAAGACUCGUCGGGGAAAAGGACUUUGUGUCUCGAUAGCGACGGCGUUUGAAGGCGUUUAUUUGGAGACGUUCAGUCUGGAGUUUGACGUGAAGCCGGCACUGAGACUCGUCCGUCACGACGUCCCGCCCUUCAUCCCGCUGACCCUCCUCAUCGAGCAGAGCCGGAUUCAAACCGACAUCCGGACGCUGCUGGACCCCCUGAGCCGCCAACUGAACGCCUUCACAGCGAGGAAGAGGCAGCUGCAGCUCCUCAAGAGGCUUCAUGAGACUGUGAAGGUGAUGGAGAGUAACGUCCUGUGUUCGUUAAUCGUCCUGUGUUCGUUAAUCGUCCUGAUGUUCGAGCUUCCUGUGGAGAAGAAGGUCGUUCUCUGCUCGCUCCAUUACUGCGACACCAGCCGGAGUCUCCCAACACGCGUCUCCUUCCAGUGUGACGAUAAGGCUCUUCCUGAUUUUCCGGAGUGGAAGAAGACCCUCCUGGAGACCCCGCUGCACAAAGCUCUGAGCACCAUGAGGAACACGGGAAACAUCCUGUAGUUUAAUCAGAGACAUAAUGAACAUUUCCACAUUUAAAAUGCACAGUUCUGGUUUUUAGAAGUGAGGGAUAUUAGCAGAAAACAGCAGCUAAGUUAUAUGACUCCUGUGGACGAGCUGCAGUCACAUAAAACACGUUUAUAUUUAAACUUUAUUUAGAAUAUUUCCCCUCUUGACCUUGUUGUUAUCUAUGCUUUUUUUUUAAAGAUACCAGGCUCCAUAGAAAUCUCAUAAUAUCAGAACUUUGUUGUUGAAAUACCAGAACUAUUUUCUGUUUUGUACAAUGAUUGUUUAAAUUUUAACUGCAACAACCUAUUAUUAAACAUCCAUAAAACAUGUUA
This is a messenger RNA of Trematomus bernacchii (emerald rockcod), 1378 nucleotides long. Its product is annotated as centromere protein O-like. Bases 165 to 1040 code for a protein of 291 amino acids. The transcript is spliced from 6 exons. Lineage: Eukaryota; Metazoa; Chordata; Actinopteri; Perciformes; Nototheniidae. Gene Ontology annotation, cellular component: kinetochore; Mis6-Sim4 complex. The record is from RefSeq and is a predicted model, not a curated record.